UUGGAGAUGUGUGCUGGUGGCCAUCUCCAGAAACACCUGGAGCUUGCCGGUUUCGAACAGCGGUGAGUCACGCCUCCGCAGUCUUCACAACAAAAAGAGAGGCAGACUAUACAUUGGACGAUUCAUUUUGGAACGAUGAAACACCUGCUGGCGAAGUUGAAAGAUUAUUACGUGAAUAUCGGCAAAAUCAAGAAUUGGUGCGAAAUAUUGGCGCACAUUUAUAUCAAAUCAUCUAUCCAGUGCAGUUACGUCACCAUGAAAAAAUGGGCAUAUCAACGCGAGAGGCGCCAAAGUUUCCACAACGUGGCUAUGGUGAUGGGGGAACUUAUCAAAGUGGUAGUGCAACUCGGGGGCGAUCUAGGCAGACAGGGAAACAUUUUCAUCGUACAUCAUUGCUCAUUAAAGCGUUCAACCAUAAAUUCCGUCUCGACCUUGAGUUAAAUACACAACUCCUGGCGCCUAAUUUAAUGCAGAAACAUUUUCUACCUAGCGGAGCAGAGCACGUUUCUAAACAGGAAAUCGAGCACUGCUAUUAUCAUGGUACUGUAAAAGAUUAUCCAGGUGCCAGUGCGGCGUUUCAUACAUGUAAUGGAGUGAGUGGCGUUAUCCAUGUCGGUAAUGAAACAUUUGUAAUACAUCCAUUUUAUGGUGGAGAUCUUUCGAAACAUCCACACGUGAUAUUUGAAGCAAAAACAAAAGCAAAUAAAGGUUGUGCAAAUAAUGAAAAUACAGGAUCUAGUAAUACAAAUGCGAAUAAUGAUGGUGACACAAAUACAUCACCACGAUCAAGACGUGAUGUACGCGAAGCAACAAAAUACAUUGAAACAGCAUUAGUUAUUGAUAAAGCGAUGUUUGAUAAAAGGAACGGAAGUACACGAGCGGAAGUUGUACAUGAUGCUAUUCAAGUAGCAAACAUUGCUGAUUUGUAUUUUCGAACAUUAAAUACAAGAGUGUCUGUAGUUUAUAUUGAAACAUGGCAAGGUUCAAAUCAAGCGCCUAUUGAGAAAAGUCAAGACAUAAGUCGCGCCUUAUUAAAUUUUAAUGAUUAUACAUCUAGGAAAUUAUUUAAAGUCGAUAAAGAUACAACACAAUUGUUAACUGGGGAAACAUUCCAAGGUGGUGAGUCGGGAAUGGCAGUUCCUGAAACUGUUUGUACUGGGAAAUCAGUUGGAAUUAGUGUAGAUAUUAAUACAUAUGAACCUCAUUUAUUAGCUGGUACUAUGGCCCAUAUGAUUGGACAUAAUAUUGGAAUGGGACACGACGACGGAAGAGAAGAAUGUUUUUGUCGUGAUUGGCAUGGAUGUAUUAUGGCACAAUCAAUUGUUGGUUUAGAAAAUGUUCAGCCUUAUAAAUUUUCUGAGUGUAGUAAAUCAGAUUAUAUUGAUACAUUACGAAUAGGACGUGGUAUAUGUUUAUUAAAUAAACCAAAUGAGCUUGAAGUACGGCGAACUUGUGGUAAUGGAAUUGUCGAAGAAGGUGAAGACUGUGAUUGUGGCACUAUCGAAGAGUGCCAUGCUAUGGAUCCAUGUUGUGAUCCUAUCACCUGUAAAUUAACAAAAGAAUCAGAUUGUGCAUCUGGUCCAUGUUGUAAAAAUUGUAGGUUACGUCCACGAGGUGUUGUUUGCCGUGAAUCUAGAAAUGAAUGCGAUUUACCCGAGCACUGUACGGGUGAACAUGGUCAAUGUCCACUUGACACUCAUAAGAAGAAUGGUAAUCCGUGCGGUGAUAACACUGGUUAUUGUUUUAAUGGCACAUGCCCAACAGUAAAAUUGCAAUGCGAACAAAUUUGGGGAUAUGGAACUAUUUCGGCAGAUGAACAAUGUUUUGAACAAUUCAAUUCCAAAGGCUCUAUAAAUGGACAUUGCGGUUUGGAUGGUACUGGACAUUUCGUUAAAUGCGAAUCCGAAAAUAUCAAAUGUGGGUCACUCCAAUGUCAAAUGGGAUAUAAAUAUCCUGUAUUAUCAGGUUUAGAACAAGCGUAUUCUCGUACAAUAAUUUCAAUAAAAGGGAAAGAAUACGAAUGCAAAUCAGCCGGCGGUUCAACAACAAACACAGAUAUUCCUCGUUUAGGAUUAGUUCGUGAUGGUACACCAUGUGGUGAAAAUUUAGUAUGUAUCAAUCAAACUUGUACGAGUAUUUUUCCAUACAUAGAUCAAGGAAAAUGCCCAUCAAAUCACAAUAAUUUAGAAUGUUCUGGUCAUGGUGUGUGUACAAAUAUAAAUAAAUGCUACUGUGAUAAUGGUUGGGGUGGACCUGAUUGUUCUUUAGUUGUAGAAAUAACCCAACCACCUAUGUCACAAACAGAAGUUAGUCCAACAAUGUCAAGCGCAGAAAGAGCAAAAAGUGAAAUUGAAAGUAAAAUGGAGAAAAAAGAAACUCCAUACGAAAAUUACCAUGGUUCAAAUACCGUCUUCCUAGUGGGUUCGUUAAUGUCUGUGGUAGGGAGUGUAUUCAUUAUAUUUGCAACAGUGGCUCUCUGCUACAGGUCAGUUGUAGUACACAAAAACUUCUUCCUCUGUCUCAGAAGGAGCACGGUGCCGAAAUAUGAGCCUCCUUAUGUGAAAAAACCAAUGCAGAAAGCAUACGCCGCAACAUCAAACCAUACACAAGAUGACAACGUAUCAAUGGAUAGUGUCAAUAAAAUGCUUUCUUUUGGAAAUGCGCCUUAUAGCCGUGGAGACUCUCAACGUGUCCUGUUCCGUCCAGUAAACCACAUGGCUCCAGGACCUUCGCGUUUCCAAGAGCACAAAAUGCAGUCAAUGCCUCGAGGUAGUACCGGGUCCGGAGGCGAAGAUGAUCCAUCACAUUCAGGUGAGGAAGAAACAGUUUCGUUCAUAGAUCUCCCUCCCAACAACCUAUCGUGCAAAGCUCCCGAAAAGGGCAUCUUGAAAAAGCAUGCUGGGUAUGAUGGUAUAGGGGGAAAACAAUACACCAUAUGGUUGGAUCGUGAUAUGAAACAACCAAAUAAUACUAUACAACUCCUAGACAACAACGAGCUGGGUGACGGUAGCAGUGUGACCAUUGCAGAAGUUCAACGUCAACUAAAGAGUCUGAAUGGCUAUCAUGAGAACUUAUUGGAUGCAUUACGUACAGCCCGUGGUGCUGCAUCAACACCAUCUGGCAAUAUCAUCAUUAGUGAAGAAAUGCUUUGUAAAAAGAUUGCUGAUUGUGCUGCUGGUUAUUCGAGGUCGUCGAGAGUAUCAAGUCAAGAGAAAGUAUGCGAAAGUGGACCGCAAUUACAUACUGUUAUGGUUGAAGGAUCACCUCGCCAUCACCAUCAUCACCAUCAGCAUGCUGAUGACGAAGAAGAUGAUGAAGUACCUCCAUGUGGUCCUAUACGAAUUAGAAACUUGGAGGAUUUAAUGAGACAGUUAGAACAUCAUGGUGUACGACACAUGAGUCCAAGUGGUUCUGAGGAUAUACGAAUGUCUGAAACAGAAGCUGACAGACAUUAUAGACUCGAAUCGUCAACCGUGUGUAGUGAUUCGUCACAAGGACGUUGUCGAAGUAGAGGCGAAGAGGAGAGUCGUUUUGUAUAUGGAAGAUAUAGACAACCACAAGGUAGUGGUAGUAGUCGCCAUGGGCCUUAUCCAGCACCAUCCCAUCAUCAUUCUCAUCAUGGAAUGUCUCAUACUCAUUCACAUCAUCAUAUGCAUCAUACUGACGAUGAAGGUAUUUAUGAAUCGGCAGAUCAUGAUAGAGGAGGUAAUAUGGACCAAACACCUGAUAGUGAAAGUGAUGAAUUUAUUCAAGCUCAACAACAGUUAGCCCGGUGGGCGAGUGAGGAAACGCUUCCCGGCGGUGGUCCGGGGAUAACUAGCACAGUGAACGUGUCGAAUCGUGAAUAUUUUCCAUCGCCAGUUAGUUCGAGUAGUGAUAAUUCCAGUGGUGGCGGUGCAUCUGUUGCACGCGCGCCACCAAAAACAACAACAUCAACACAUCAAUCAUCAUCAACACAUAUACCACCAUCAUUAGUACCACAAGAUUCAGACAACGAUUCGUCAAAAGAUACAGCUGCAUCCUCUUCAGUAUCUGGUGCUGAACAAUCGGGCCCAACAUCCACAACCUUCCCGAAACGUUAUCCAGAAUAUAAACACUGAUAUAAUGUUCUAAUUAUAGAUAAUUAUAAACGAAUAAUUUACACAAAUGAAUAUGAUUAUUUAAGAACAGG
This is a messenger RNA of Chrysoperla carnea, 4171 nucleotides long. It is a transcript of the gene mmd, whose product is annotated as disintegrin and metalloproteinase domain-containing protein unc-71. Gene Ontology annotation, molecular function: metalloendopeptidase activity. NCBI's taxonomy places the organism in Eukaryota, Metazoa, Arthropoda, Insecta, Neuroptera, Chrysopidae. Gene Ontology annotation, biological process: membrane protein ectodomain proteolysis. The record is from RefSeq and is a predicted model, not a curated record. The transcript is spliced from 24 exons. The coding region runs from base 264 to 4100 and encodes 1278 amino acids.